Pararge aegeria (speckled wood butterfly) is the source of this 2607-nucleotide messenger RNA. Its product is annotated as insulin-like growth factor-binding protein complex acid labile subunit. NCBI's taxonomy places the organism in Eukaryota, Metazoa, Arthropoda, Insecta, Lepidoptera, Nymphalidae. Bases 210 to 2456 code for a protein of 748 amino acids. Gene Ontology annotation, cellular component: extracellular matrix. The record is from RefSeq and is a predicted model, not a curated record. The transcript is spliced from 3 exons. Gene Ontology annotation, molecular function: protein binding.
GAGGCUAGUGUUGUACUAAGUGCAGUUCAUUGUUAAUCUGUGUUAAAGGGACAAAUCACAAAUCAUAUUUUUAAACGAAUAAUUAAAAGGAUUUGUACUGUAACAUGACUACAGUUAAUCUUACAAUAAUUAUUGUGAGGUGUAUAUUUAUUAUUUGUACAACUAAUAUGGGUGAGACAGUGAAUUAAAGAGUGAACCGAAAGUUGAAAAUGGCGCGUCUGACUGCACUAGUCCUCUGCCUAAUCGCAUCCGGCUUCUGCUACGGAUUCAAUGGCGACAGCUUCGAGCUCGAAUGUCCUGAUGAAUGUGACUGCCACUACUUCCGUAUCAAUUGGGUGACCGAUUGUUCUGAGAGCAACCUUACGGAGGUUCCUUAUGAUGAACUAAGUCUCAGUGUCUAUAUUCUGGACUUAAACGGGAACAAUAUAACGAGCCUCCAGCCUUUUCCGAGUGAUAUAAAGAUGAGGAGAUUACAAAUAGCGAAUAACAGACUGACAAAGGUGGAGAGAGACGCUUUUCGUGGGCUCGAUUACUUGAUUGACAUUGAUCUGUCCGGAAACAAUAUAAGUUACGUCGAUCCGGAAGCGUUAUCGGACUCACAUGGGCUACUUAAUGUGGAACUUCAAGAUAACCCACUCAGUGUCGUCGAAGGGCCAUUCCUCAUUUCCGGCACACUUCAGUUCUUGGACAUCAGCAACUGCAAUAUUUCUUUCGUAAACCAACAGUUCUUUAACAACAUCACUUCUUUGAAGACUCUGGACAUCUCAAACAAUCCCCUUGGGGCCCUGCUAGAAAAUGGAGUCUUUGACUCGUUAACCAGUCUCGAAACUUUAAAACUUAAUGAUUGCAAGCUAUCGACGCUUGCAGAAAAUCUCUUCUCUGCUUUAGUAAAUCUGAAAAAUUUAGAACUAGCUGGAAAUUAUUUAAUGAACACCAACUGGCCCGAAGUAUUAGGUACAUUAACUAGACUGGAAUAUCUUAAUUUGCGAAAGUCCGGUCUGGUGUCACUAUCGGAAGAUACAUUUUCGAAUUGCACCAAUCUCGUUUCACUCAUUUUAGCUGAAAACGAACUACGUGACUUGGAUGUCGCAGCAACGUUAGGCAGUAGCGUUAAUCAUUUGGAAUUACUAGAUCUAUCAAACUGUAAGAUACAAGGUCCAAUUGGCGGGGAUUCAUUUGCCAAUUCUUCUAGAUUAAAGAGUCUCUAUCUUUCGGGAAAUCCUUUAUUUGCACCAGAUUUACAAGAAGCAUUGGAACCACUUCCAAAACUGGAAAGGUUAUUCUUAAGUAAUUGCGGCCUUCGUAAUUUGCCAGACAGUUUUAACGUAUUCGAAACCCUUCUCGAAUUAGACAUUUCUCACAAUCCUUUAGUAAAUGUGUUUACAAAAUUACUCGCUCCUCUAGAAAAAAUAGAGUAUCUCAAUAUGGGCUAUAGUAAUCUAUCUUACAUCGGCCCACACACAUUUGCGCAUAUGACGUCACUGAAGAGAUUAGUUCUCUCAGGUAACGAUCUUCUCUCGUUAGAAGCUGGUCUUUUUGGAAACCUUACACAACUAACGACUUUAGAAUUAGAAUUAUGUGGCCUAAAGCGACCAUUAAAUGCGAAUGCGUUUUUCAAAAACCUGACGUAUACUGAUUUAAGAGAAAUAAGGCUCGGUGGCAAUCCACUCGUGAUUCCUUCUGCAGGUCCCUUAUUUCCAAAACAGUUAUCGCAAGUGACUGUGCUGGAUUUGAGCAACUGCAAUAUUACAUCGCUUAACCCAGACGCGUUCAAAAACACCGAAAACCUGACAGAACUCAAUUUGGCUGAGAAUCGACUUAAGUCCGGAGAUGGAACUUUAGCCUUCCUGGAGCUACUACAGCUUCUGGAAAAAAUUAAUUUGAGCAACAACAAUUUGACAACAAUAGAUCCUCAAUUCUUCGUCAAUAAUCCGAAACUGCACUCGAUAAAUUUGAUCGGCAAUCCGUUCGUUUGUGACUGCAAGAUUGCAGAAAUGUGGGACUGGGCGAACAUGAUAAAGGGCGAUCUAGACGUUCUCAUCGGAGCCAAGAGCGCUGAGAAAGACAUCGUUGUGAAGGGAAACAAGAAGAAAAAGAACCUUUACUGCCGUUACAAUGAGGCCCAGCUCCGUAACAUGACUCUCACUACCAACAAAAGUGUUCCGGGUCGAAGACCUUUUGUAAAGCCCCGAGAAUUGACUUACGCGAAUAGAACGUGGGCAAAAUACGUAAGAGAGUCAGGAUGUGAACCCGUUGUCAAAAUACUAAGACCAGUAGCUCUUAUCGCGGAUAUGUUCAAUAUACAAAAUGUGGAUUAUGCGCCUACAGCGGCGUUUAUGCUGGCUAUGAUCGCUUUAGCUUUCGGCAUAACCACAGUUAUAAUGACUUUCAGAUUGUUCCAAAAGAAAAAAAUAAUUUCAGAAAUCGAUACAGUAAAUAACAGAAAAGAGAGAUAGUCAAAUGUUAUAGCAAAUAGACCAUUAUAAUUUAUACUUAGUAUUUAGGAAAUACCUGCUUUUACGACAAUUCGGAUAAAGUACUUUCCGAAUGUCUGUAUUUAAAAGUCGAUUUUAUCAUUGUAAUGAAAUAGUAAUAUUUUUAUAGACA